GGGGUGGUCACUUCCGCCGGGGCGUGCGCACUGAAUCCGGGUCAGCUGCUGCCGCCGGGACUGCAGCUGCGACCGGCCGGGAAGCGCUGGGCCCCGUCUCCACCGCCGACCAAGGGCAGCGGGCUCUGCCCGCCGCCGUUUUCUGCGACCUGGCCGUCAGCCCCACGUCGCCGGCCUGGAGGGGCAAAGAGGACGAGGGGGCCGCGGCUUCCUCCGGGGACCUCGGCUGCCUGGAUUGCCAGGAGCUGGAAGUUGACAUUGAAUCCAGGCUGAGGAUGGAAGGUGUGGAGCUGAAAGAAGAAUGGCAAGAUGAAGAUUUUCCAAGACCUUUACCAGAAGACGACAGCAUUGAAGCAGACACACUAGAUGUGACUGGUCCAGACAGCCAGCCUGGCUCAUUAGAAAUUAAUGGAAAUAAAGUGCGUAAGAAACUAAUGGCCCCAGACAUCAGCCUGACCCUGGAUCCUAGUGAAGGCUCUGUGUGGUCGGAUGAUUUGGACGAAGGCGGGGAGGUUGACCUGGAAGGCUUAGACACCCCAUCAGAGAACAGUGAUGAAUUUGAGUGGGAAGAUGAUCUUCCCAAACCCAAAACUACUGAAGUCAUUAGGAAAGGCUCAAUUACUGAAUACACAGCCACAGAGGAAAAAGAAGAUGGACGCCGCUGGCGCAUGUUCAGAAUCGGAGAACAGGACCACAGAGUGGAUAUGAAGGCAAUCGAACCCUACAAAAAGGUUAUUAGCCAUGGAGGCUAUUAUGGGGAUGGUUUAAAUGCCAUUGUUGUAUUUGCUGUCUGUUUUAUGCCUGAAAGUGGUCAGCCUAACUAUAGAUAUCUGAUGGACAAUCUCUUUAAAUAUGUUAUUGGCACUUUAGAGCUGUUGGUAGCAGAGAACUACAUGAUCAUUUACUUAAACGGUGCGACAACCCGAAGGAAAAUGCCCAGUCUGGGGUGGCUGAGGAGAUGCUACCAGCAGAUUGACAGACGAUUACGGAAAAACCUGAAGUCUCUAAUCAUUGUCCACCCCUCUUGGUUUAUCCGAACACUUCUGGCUGUUACAAGACCGUUUAUCAGUUCAAAGUUCAGUCAGAAAAUUAGAUACGUCUUUAAUUUGGCAGAACUGGCAGAGCUCGUCCCCAUGGAGUAUGUCGGCAUCCCAGAGUGCAUCAAACAGUAUGAAGAAGAAAAGUUUAAAAAGAGACAAAAAAGAAUUGAUCAAGAGCUUAAUGGCAAACAGGAACCACCCAGCAGUGAGCAGCAGGCCAGCGUCCUGUCCGGAUGAGACUAAGAGCGCCAGGGACGUGGGGCUCUUGUGCUCAGUGUGCAUUCGUGGCUCGAGUUUUUACAUCAUCUGUUACAAAGUGUACUUGACUCCUUUCCAAAUGGACUCUUGUCCAAGGGACUGUUCACUGCUGUAAUGGUUGGCAAUUCUUGAAUUUAGCUCUUUAAUGACUAAUUAUAUUGUAAUCAUUUUAUAUUGCUAAAUAGCAAAGAACUACACUUUAUAUAAAGCAAUUUUUGCAUUUGUUUAUUUGAAUGAUGCAUCUUCAGUAAAAUAUUUAUAUA
Messenger RNA from Onychomys torridus (southern grasshopper mouse), 1561 nucleotides. RefSeq names its product BCL2 interacting protein 2 (gene Bnip2). Gene Ontology annotation, cellular component: cytoplasm. The coding region runs from base 276 to 1277 and encodes 333 amino acids. The record is from RefSeq and is a predicted model, not a curated record. The transcript is spliced from 11 exons. Gene Ontology annotation, biological process: apoptotic process. NCBI's taxonomy places the organism in Eukaryota, Metazoa, Chordata, Mammalia, Rodentia, Cricetidae.